Molecule: messenger RNA, 1419 nt
Organism: Danaus chrysippus (African queen)
Lineage: Eukaryota; Metazoa; Arthropoda; Insecta; Lepidoptera; Nymphalidae
Source: the annotation of a GenBank genome assembly
AUGGCUCACAUCUUGGAUUUCAAGAAAAUAUGUCGCGCCUGUCUAUCUGAUGCUGGGCCUCUUAAGGAUUUGUUUACGGCCUGUUCUGCUGGAGUCUUUAAAUACUGCACUUCUGUGGAAAUCGCAGAUUCGGAUGCCCUGCCUAAAUUAAUAUGUCAAACAUGUUUGGAUUUAUUGAACAAACUGUACUACUUCAAGCAAGUUGUUGUGAGAUCCAACGUUAUACUGAAACAGCAAUGCAGAUUACUGAAUUUACAGACAAAACCUGAUCAGACAAGCGAAGGUAAUGAUAUAGUAGAAGUAAAUAUAACUGAACUCAAUGAAGAAGUCACAAUGCAUGAGAACAGUAUGAAUGAAGGUAUGGAUGGGACAGAGAAGACAGAAAAACCAUCGGCAGAUGCAAUAUUAAUUAGUCAAAUCCUGCAACGUCGCCGGCGACGCGGCCCCGGUCGUCCACCGAAGGAUCCAGACGGACCCAAGCGAAGACGGGAACGAAUGAAGUGUAUGAAAUGCGGCAAGAGCUUCCAGAAAUACGAAAACUUCGAGGCUCACAUGCGCGGACACUUCGGGAAGAAGCCAGAUAUAAAGUGCAAGCAUUGCGACAAGGCGUUCCUGUCACUCCGCAGUCUGAGCAGCCACUUGAGGAUACAUACAGCGGUACGCAAAUAUCAAUGCCUGAGCUGCGGCAAGAGCUUCGCAUAUUUGAAUGUGCUCAAAAAUCACGAGCUAAUACAUGCCGGUAUCAAGAAACACCAGUGUCAUAUAUGUGACGCUAAGUUCGUGCAGGCUUACAAUCUAAAGGUUUGUGUCAAGCGGCCCAGGGGUUCAACUCAGCUGAUGUUUUCAGGUACUGUUAGUGGUCGACUCGCUGGCUGGUCAAAGAUGCAUCUAGAGACUCACAAUAAUCAGAAGAAUUACAGCUGUUCUCAGUGCGGUAAGAAGUUUGCUCAGCCCGGGAACCUCAAGAUACAUCUCAUAAGGCACACUGGUAUCAAGAACUAUGCGUGUACCAUGUGUGAGAUGAGGUUUUAUAUUAAGGCUGAUCUGGUGAAGCAUAUGCGUUCACACUCCGCCGAGAAACCAUUCUCCUGUCAACUUUGUGAUAAAACUUUCAAAAGUAGAAGUUUUCAAGCGAUACAUAUGAGGACACAUACAGGAGAGCGUCCAUACGCCUGCGAUCUGUGCCCCAAGAAAUUCAUGGCUAGAAAAGACUUAAGAAACCAUCGGAUGAUUCACACUGGGGAGAAACCGCAUAAAUGCCAGCUGUGCAACCAGGCCUUCAUACAGAAAUGUGCACUGAACAGGCACAUGAAAGGUCACGGGAAGGCAAAUGAAGAUGCACAGAAUCUGAUCAGAGCACAAUUACCGCCUGUGAAUAACACACCGCUACAAAUGACAUACACACAGUGGCAUAACUGA